Messenger RNA from Rhopalosiphum padi (bird cherry-oat aphid), 1155 nucleotides. RefSeq lists its product as uncharacterized. Gene Ontology annotation, molecular function: nucleic acid binding. Bases 1 to 1155 code for a protein of 384 amino acids. The record is from RefSeq and is a predicted model, not a curated record. The transcript is spliced from 3 exons. NCBI's taxonomy places the organism in Eukaryota, Metazoa, Arthropoda, Insecta, Hemiptera, Aphididae.
AUGGAUAACGUUACAUCUCCUCGAGUGCUACGGAAUCCUAAAGGAAAGUUUGUGUCAUCUUCCCAAAGGAAAAUGAUUAUAAACACUUACAAAACCAAAAUUGCUCAAAAUCCAGAAAUUAAAAUGCUUCAUCUUAAAAAAAUUAUAUCAACUGAACUCGGUAUUGGAAUGUCUACAAUAUACCAAACAAUUUUAGAGUACAAACGGACGAAAACCAUCUCAUCACCAAAUAAAACAAAAAUAUUUAAAAGCAUAAAAGAUAAAGUUGACGAAUUCGAUAAAUAUGCUAUCAGGCGAAAAAUACAUCAAUUUUGGUUUAGACAUGAAACUUGGGUAAAUGCUGGUGACGUACCGAGUAAAGUUUGGUGCGAUAAAUCGAUCAAAUCUGCGAGAGAUGCAACAAAUAAAGGUCUUUCAACGGGAGCAGUAAAUCCUAGUGGAAAGGGGAAACGCCUGAUAGUUUGCCAUAUCGGGUCGGAAGAUGGAUUUGUUUCUGACAGUCUUCUGUGCUUUGAGUCUAAGAAAAACACCCAAGACUAUCACGAUGAAAUGAACGGUGAUUGUUUCCGUGAUUGGUUGGAAAGUGUUUUACCUAGACUCAAAGAUAACGCAGUAAUUGUCAUGGACAACGCUCCAUACCAUUCGGUGAAACAGGACAAAUGCCCAACGAGAAACACCAGUAAACCUAAAAUUAUUGAAUGGCUCGAGAGCAAAGGAGAGGUUAUUAGUAGACCAAUGGUUAUUCCAGAGCUUCUUUUGAUUGUGGACAGGCUGAGACCUUUGUAUAAUAAAUAUGUAAUUGAUGAACUAGUCAAAAAACAAAACAAAACGAUUCUUCGACUGCCACCUUACCACUGCGAGUUCAAUCCUAUUGAGCUCGCAUGGUCAAGUGUAAAAAACCAUGUGAGGAUGAACAACAAAACCUUUAAGCUAAACGACGUAAAACAAUUACUAAUAGAAGGCGUAGAAAGAGUUAAUGCCGACAUGUGGAAAAACUUCAUUAAGCAUACUAUAGAAGAAGAGGAAAAGUUUUUGAAAAUGGACUUUGUGGUGGAUGAAUUGAUGGCUGAAAAAGAACCAUGUGUUUUAAAUGUUGAAACUGAUGACUCGGACGAUUUUGACGACGUUAGACCUUUAUCAGAAACUGAUGAAUAA